Messenger RNA from Enterospora canceri, 1290 nucleotides. Lineage: Eukaryota; Fungi; Microsporidia; Enterocytozoonidae. The record is from the annotation of a GenBank genome assembly.
AUGCUUGAUAAAUUACAAGUCUCAGUUUUGUGUGAAAGAGUGAUACGGAAUCCAGAGAGCAACUUGAAUGCGCUUGAUAAACUGGAUUAUUCUGAUGAAUUGAAUGGAUUGGCUGUAGCGAAAGUAUUUGCUUCAAUCUGUCCACUUUAUAAAAUACGAAUUGGUUCUGAUAAAAUUAAGCACAAAAAUGCAGAUAAUGCCGUGGAACAGUUUGACAGACAACUGCUGUCAUCGUACAAUGCAUUUCUGAUAAAGACACUCAAAAGCAAGGAGGCGUUCUCCUACAAAAUAGCAUCAUACUUGUUAGAGGAAUUGGAUCACUUUAAUUUUAAUGACAGGCUCGUUAUGAAAGUGUUGCUUGGAUUACGAGUUGAAAGUGUUAGGAAAAUAUGUAUUGGUGUCCUAUGUAGCAGAAUUGAGGAAGAUAACAACGGUGAAACCAUUUGGUUGAUACUGGAUCAUGCCUUAGACUAUGGAAUAGACUACGAAGUGUUGAAUGCACUGCUCAAGAGCAAGUAUUUGGCUAAAUGUGUACAAAUAAAGCACGAGAAAGAGACCAAAUACGAGAAGAAGGUGUACACGAAAGAGAAGACCAAGAAGGAUCCAUUUUAUAACAAGAAGAAACUACGAGGAAUAAGCAAAAAGGAAGAGAAGACAAGAUGCAAGAAGGAGAAGGAGACAAAGGCAGAGGAAGGAGAGGUGUUGGAUGGAAUUGAUAACAAGAUUUAUGUCAGAACAAGGAAUGCCUUACAGCGAAUUUACUUCACAAUUCUGAAAGAGAAGAAGACCAAAUGCAUAGAGGCAGUUUGUAAAGGAUUGUGCAAAUAUUUCACACUAGUAAACAGGGAGUUCUACGAAGGACUACUCUACCUGUUUACAGAGAAUUUGGUAACGAGAUGUGAGAGUAGGAGAGACGUAAUCAACAACAUUGAAAUAGUUAAGACAAUUUACGAAGUAUUCAAGUCACAGGGCAUUGAUUUUGGUAAAAUAAGCGAAUACUUCCUGAAUAUGCUGGAAAUUGAUACACAGAUGCACGUCACCGUUGAACAGUUCGAUAACGAGUUCGUUGGGGUGCUCCGACUCAUCUUCCUCGAAAACAGGCAACAAAACGGGGUUGUUCUGAAAAUGCUCAAAAAACUGGUUGGACUGAGCAUAUGCAGAUAUCUGCCAGUUGUAACUGGAUUUAUCAAGGAAGUAGAAAUCAAAUACGACAUCGACAUCAAAGAACACUACAAACAGACUGAUUGUGAGACCAAUUUCGCGUAUUUCCUCAUGAAAUCAUUUCCAUGA